Messenger RNA from Striga hermonthica, 2664 nucleotides. Lineage: Eukaryota; Viridiplantae; Streptophyta; Magnoliopsida; Lamiales; Orobanchaceae. The record is from the annotation of a GenBank genome assembly.
AUGGCUGUUGAGGCAUAUGAUGCUCAAAAGUUGAUGGAUGAUAUGGAGGAUGAUGAUGAUCAGCAAUUAAUUUUCAAAAGGAGUAGCUCUUCUAGAAAGCAUAACCAAUCAACCUCGGAAGCUAAGAAAUCGUUAUCUCAGAAACCUAAUCGACAGCCUGCGCAGGAUGUACGAUCUCAGAAUGGUCAAUCUGCGAUUGCUCAGAAGAGCAAGAUGGUCCCUUUGUCCAAGUCACCUCCUGUUAAAUCUCCUCUGUCUAGCCCAAAACCAAAUAAAUCUUAUGACAAAGGAUUAGCAGUUAAUUCUUCUUUGGUUGAUGUGAAACCUUCCAGUUCGAGUAUAGACGAGUCAAGUGCUGUUAAGCGCCAGAUUAAAGACGAGAAGCCAUCGACUGAAACCAAUGAGGACUCAGAUGAUUCUGAUGAUGACAAACCACUUAGUGCUAGGCUUUCGGCUAGCUUUUCAAAGGUCAAUGCUAACCAUGUGAAUACGAAAAAGGUUUCUGAUUCUUCAACUUCGAGUAAACAGCUUAAGAUCCCCAAACCUGAAGAUUCAGAUGAUGAAAUGCCAUUGUCUUCUAGAUUUCAAGUUAAGUCUAAUGCUGGAUUAUCCAAUCGUGGAUCUCAGAAUCCUGUUGAGAGGAAACCGUUGUGCAGAUAUGAGCAAAAUGGAUCAGCCUCAACAGAAAGAAAUCCUUCAACUAAUUUGAAGAAGAGGCCUGGAGAUGAAGGAAAAGCUGCAAGUGAAUCUCAUCUAAAGAAACCCAAGUUUUCUGGCACAUCUACACAUAAUUGUAAAGAGACAUCUGGUAAAGCUAAAAUAAUGGAAGAAGACGAUGAGGAUCAUAUCCCAAUAUCACAUCGAAUGAAGAAGUCGUCUUCCACAGACCAGAAAGCAUCAGCACUGAAAAAGAUGACUAAACCUAUAGCUACAAUAUCAAAGAAGACAAAUAUGAAACCAAAGAAGAUUAUUAAUAAGUCAAAGUUUUCGAAGUCAUUCACAGUUCCUCCAGGCUCUGGUGGAGGGCAGAAGUGGACUACGUUGGUUCACAAUGGUGUGAUCUUUCCACCCCCGUACAAACCACAUGGGGUUAAGAUGCUCUACAAGGGCAAACCUGUUGACCUGACUCCAGAACAAGAAGAGGUCGCAACAAUGUAUGCGGUGAUGCUUGAUACUGAUUACAUGACUAAACCUCAGUUCAAAGAGAACUUCAUGGCCGACUGGCAGAAGAUACUUGGAAAGAAACAUGUUAUUCAGAGCUUGGAACACUGUGAUUUCUCUCCGAUAUACGAAUGGCAUCUGAAAGAAAAGGAGAAGAAGAAACAAAUGACUAGUGAGGAGAAGAAAGCUUUAAGAGAGGAGAAACAGAAGCAAGAAGAAAAGUAUACGUGGGCUAUUGUUGAUGGUGUGAAAGAGAAGGUGGGAAACUUCAGGGUUGAACCACCUGGGUUGUUCCGAGGCCGUGGCGAACAUCCAAAGAUGGGAAAGCUGAAAAAGCGAAUUCGCCCAAGUGAUAUCACCAUAAAUAUUGGAAAGGAUGCACCAAUUCCUGAGUGUCCCAUCCCUGGUGAAAGCUGGAAAGAAAUCAGGCAUGACAAUACGGUUACAUGGUUGGCAUAUUGGAAUGAUCCCAUUAAUCAGAAAGAAUUCAAAUAUGUUUUCUUGGCAGCAAGCAGUAAACUGAAAGGACAGAGUGACAGAGAGAAAUAUGAGAAAGCUCGGCGCUUAAAGGAUUAUAUUCAUGGCAUUCGAGCAACUUAUACCAAGAACUUCACUAGUAAAGAUUCGACUAAGAGGCAAAUAGCUGUUGCAACCUAUCUUAUUGAUAAGUUAGCUCUUAGGGCUGGAAAUGAGAAGGAUGACGAUGAAGCCGAUACGGUUGGUUGCUGCACAUUAAAGGUCGAAAAUGUUGAACCAGUGCCUCCAAAUAUCUUGAAGUUUGAUUUCCUGGGUAAAGAUUCAAUAAGGUAUCAAAAGGAAGUGGAGGUUGAGACUCCCGUGUUCAAGGCAAUCCAAGAGUUUCGAAGUGGGAAAAAGGGCAGUGAUAAUUUAUUUCAUGAACUUGAUACCAGUAAAUUAAAUGCUCAUUUAAAGGAACUAAUGCCUGGUCUUACCGCCAAAGUCUUCCGUACAUACAACGCAUCUAUUACAUUGGAUGACAUGUUGAGCAAGGAGACAAAAGGUGGAGAUGUUGCUCAGAAAGUUGCUGUUUAUCAGAAUGCAAACAAAGAGGUUGCAAUCAUUUGUAAUCAUCAACGUGCGGAUCCAAAGAGCCAUGGUGCCCAGAUGUUAAAAUUGAACGAAAAGAUAGAUGAAGCAAAGGCUCUUCUCGAGGAACUGCAGAUAGACCUGAUCAGGGCAAAGAAAGGGAAGCCACCGGCAAAGAGUGCUGAUGGUAAAACAAAGAGGAAUUUGACUCCAGAAGCAUUAGAGCGGAAGAUAGCUCAGAGCAUGGUGAAGGUUGAAAAAAUGGAACGGGACAAGAAGGUGAAAGAGGAUAUGAAGAAUGUGGCGUUGGGUACGUCUAAGAUUAACUACAACGAUCCCAGGAUCAGUGUUGCAUGGUGCAAACGCCAUGAAGUUCCUAUUGAAAAGGUUUUCACCAAGUCUCUUCUUGCGAAGUUUGUUUGGGCAAUGGAUGUUGAUCCUGAUUUCAGAUUCUAA